Molecule: messenger RNA, 1972 nt
Organism: Trichobilharzia szidati
Lineage: Eukaryota; Metazoa; Platyhelminthes; Trematoda; Strigeidida; Schistosomatidae
Source: the annotation of a GenBank genome assembly
CGUAAUCCCAUUCCUUUGCAAAGUGAUUUGGAAGUUACAAAUUCGUGCAAAGCUGAUAAAUUUCAGCACUAAAUUCGUCCGUUUAUAUUAUUACGGACUUCAUUUUGAAAACUGUGAAUUCAGUAGACCCAAUUAAUUAUGCUAAUCUCGCGAGGAAACUCUACCCUGGACCCAAUGUACUUAGCCUUGAAAAAAUAUUAUGACCGUGACUUCGGAGGCUGUAGUGAAAUUUGUACAGAACUUCUGAAGCGCAAGCCAUGCAACGAAGUAAGCACAAAUUAAUUUUACUUACUUUUGGUAUGUUGGCAUGCCGGCUUUUGAAUGUGAAGACGAUUACAGAAAAUUUGUUUACCGAUGAUGAGAUAUAUUCAGAAACUAACUUACCUGACUUCUCAUUUUGCGAAGAAAAUGCUAUCAGCCUUCAUGAUUCUCAUCUCUCAUCAAAAACUUCAAGACAAGCUACAAGUGGUUUGAGUCAGGCUGUGCGCCCAUCUAACUUGACAAGUAAACCAUUAACUGGUGUUUACAACUUGGAAUGUAUCGAAAAAGGCUCUAGUUCAGUAGAAACAGUUAUUUGUAGAACAGCAAGGCCUAUGACAACUUAUUACAAUAGAAAUCAAGGAAAACGAACAUCUUCUUUACAAUUAGGUUACUCAAACAGUGAUCCUGUUCAAUGGAUUCGUUUAAAUCUAGCAAAAUAUGCUAAAAAUUCAGAAAUUGCUUGUUCCCUAUUUGAUUACUUAUUCUAUAUUACAAAAGAAUAUCGUGAAGCACUCAAUCUAGUUAAAUUGGUUCUCAAUCUUAAUGACAAGAACAACAUUCAAAAACGAGAAGUACUAUCCAAAAAUCCCUUUUCACACAAUGAAAGUGUUGAGACGAAUUGGUGGUGGUUGUUACAACAAGCACGUUGUUUGUAUUGUUUAGGUCUUACACGAGAAGCUGAAUGUUCUAUUAAAAUGUCAUUGGAACUGAAUCCAUCCGUAGAAUCUUAUACUCUUUUUGCCCUUAUUGCAAUGCGUUUUAAUCAACCCUUUCGUGCACUCAAUAUAUACGAUGAAGGAUUGUCGAAGUUUCCUGAAGACAUUGAUCUUUUAACUGGUAAAGCUCGAAUUUAUCAGAAGUUAAACAAUGGCUUACAAUCGGUUGCCCUUUACAAAACAAUAUCUCAAAUAGACGCUAUGAAUGUUGAAAGUUUGGCAUCGAUUGCGAUGUACUAUUUCUAUGAAGACCAACCAGAAGUCUCACUAAAAUAUUACAAACGUAUAUUACAUUAUGGAUAUGAAUCAUCAGAAUUAUAUAAUAACCUGGGAUUAUGUACCUUUUUUACUCAUCAAUAUGAUCUGUGCUUUUCAAUGUUCAAUCAAGCUGUUGCAUUAAGUGAUGAGACUAAUAUAUCAGAUGUAUAUUACAAUUUAAGUCAUGUUGCAAUUAAUAUUGGUGAUUUACAGAUGGCGAAACAGUGUUUACAUAUUGCUAUUGUGAACGAUAAUCAUCAUUCAGAAGCCUAUAAUAAUUUAGGAGUACUAGAGCAUAAACUUGGAAAUAUAAAUAUGGCUAAAGAGCUAUACCGAACUUCAUGUCAGCUGACGCCUGAUUUGUUUGAACCGCAUCAUAAUCUAACUUUCCUAACAGAAGCCCUCGGUGAAAUGCAUACAACUUUUGAGUUGGCAAAAACUUCGCUGCGCUUAUUUCCGAACCACAGUGACUUGCAAAACCUUCUCUUCCGGCUGAAGGAACAUUUCAGUUUGGCGUGAGAUACUACCUUAUCUUGAAUGUCUUUUGUUUUUAUUAUUUUUCUCAUGUUUGUUAGUAUCUCUUGUUGUAAAUAUGCAUGACUUGGUGUGAAAUGUGAACUAAUCUAUUUUAUAUUUAAAGAAAACAGACAUUUCUGGUUAAUCUGUGUUAAAAUUUUGUUAUGCACUAUAUUACCAUAGACAUGUUCAUUUCGUGAUAUAUCAAUUAUCAAUGAAGG